GCAUUUUAUUGAAAACAUCUACAGCAUACUUAUAGUUUUGGUAAGUUGUACGUACUAUUACUGAGACAACAGUCAAGUAGCAUGCGUUUCUCAUUCAACGUCAAUAAGAAAUAAAUUGUGUCUUCGGUAUUUGAUAGCUUAACCGUAUCAAUAUCUUGCAGUUUGGAUCCCAGAAAGAAGAGUAUCGUUCCACGAAAAGCAAAUCUGGGGUAAGCAUUCAAAAGAGUAUUUCGUUCCUACAUAUCACCGAUUCACCGUGUCCGUUAGUUUUAUAAACACGAAAUCAGCAAUUGAGUAUUUCUUCUCGAGUUAUGUAGGAACAGGUAGUGGAAUCAUCUAUUCCAGCAGGAUCAAGCACGCAUGGUCCAAGCUGUUUCGUUGUGCAGAUAAUUUAAUUAUUAUUCAAUGAGGUAUGAGUUUCAUGUCCAACAUUAGACUAACUUUGGAGCUGCUCUAAACUCCCUCCAGCCCUAAAUUACCCAAAAAAAUUGAGGAAUACGACGACUGAAUUAUGAGUAUCCUAGGGUAGCUUUGUUUAUCAGCCAUACACAAGAAUGUAGUUUUAUCCAAACAAUUUCCGCUAGCAAGCAUGCUACGUGAUAAUAUUAAUAUCUGACCCACGUGAAGACAUGAGAUAAUCAUCUCAAUUCUCAUCUCUACCCAAACCAAUCAAAGAGAAAGAGGCACGUGCACCAGAAGCAAAGCCUUGUAGACUGUAGUGAAAAAAAAAAAGGGUCUGAUCAAUGAUCAUUAACCCAAAACCUUAUCCAAACUCCAAUGACUAGCAUCACACUUUCCCUCCCAUGCACAAACCCCUCCUUCCUCUCUUCUCCAAAACGUUUCAGAUUCAAACUCAAUCCCCAAAUCCAAUCCUCCGCACAACUCUCCCCCUCGCCUCCCCAAACCGGCGUCAUCGUCAUCGGCGCCGGCCUAGCGGGCCUCGCCGCCGCCACCCACCUAAACUCCCGCAACAUCCCCUUCCUCCUCCUGGAAGCCUCCGACGCGGUGGGCGGCCGCGUCCGCACCGACAUUGUGGACGGCUUCCUCCUGGACCGCGGCUUCCAAAUCUUCAUCACCGCCUAUCCAGAAGCCCAAAAGCUCCUCAACUACAAAACCCUAAACCUCCAAAAGUUCUACUCCGGAGCCCAAAUCUUCUACGACGGCCAAUUCCACACCGUCGCCGAUCCCCUUCGCCACUUCAUCGACUCCGCCAAAUCCCUCACCAACCCAAUCGGAACCCCCCUCGACAAGCUCCUAAUCGGAUCCACCCGAAUCCGCGUCCUGGCCAAAUCCGACGAACAAAUCCUCACCGCAGAGGAGCUCCCCACCCUCCACCUUCUCAAGAACCUAGGCUUCUCCGACUCCAUCAUCGCCACAUUCUUCCGCCCCUUCUUCGGCGGAAUCUUCUUCGACCCCACCCUCCAAACCUCGUCGCGCCUCUUCGACUUCAUCUUCAAGUGCCUCGCCCUCGGCGACAACGCUCUCCCCGCCAAUGGCAUCUCCGCCAUCCCGGAGCAGCUCGCGGCGGCGCUGCCCCCCGGUUCGAUCCUCCUCAACUCCAAGGCCCUCUCCCUCUCCCUCGACCCCCGCGCCUCCGGCUCGCCGCUCGUCAGGAUGCAAAACGGCGACGUUUUCAAGAGCGAGCUGGGCGUCAUCGUCGCGGUUGAAGAGCCCGCGGCGGUUAAGCUUCUCGCGGGAAGGACCGGUUUGGUCGCUAAAAAACCGGUUCGUAGCACUGUUUGUUUGUAUUUCACCGCGAACCGGGAGCAGAUUCCGGUUAAUGAGCCGGUUCUGUUUUUGAACGGGUCGGGUAAGGGGAUUGUGAAUAACAUGUUCUUUGCCACCAAUGUGGCCCCGUCGUAUGGGCCUCCCGAUAAGGCCCUUGUGUCGGUAUCAUUGAUUGGGCUUUUUGAGGGCGUGUCUGAUGAUGAGUUAGUGGGUCGAGUGGUUGAGGAGCUUUCGGGUUGGUUUGGGGGGAAAUUCGUUAGGGAGUGGAAGCAUUUGAGGACUUAUCGGAUCGGGUUUGCACAGCCCAAUCAGUGCCCACCCACGGAUCUGAAGAAAAACCCGAGAGUUGAGUCGGGUUUGUAUGUGUGUGGUGAUUAUUUGACCUCUGCCACGUUUGAUGGUGCUUUGGUCUCUGGAAGGAGGGCUGCAGAAUCCCUAUUGAAGGAUAUAGCCCUCACUCCGGCUUAAACUAUUUAUUUAAAUUUAAUUAUUUUUACUCUUUGUUA
Molecule: messenger RNA, 2234 nt
Organism: Cajanus cajan (pigeon pea)
Lineage: Eukaryota; Viridiplantae; Streptophyta; Magnoliopsida; Fabales; Fabaceae
Product: FAD/NAD(P)-binding oxidoreductase family protein
Molecular function (GO): oxidoreductase activity
Source: RefSeq, a predicted model, not a curated record